UUGAAUUUGAGAAAGCACUCCUCCUAUCUCAUCUACAACGCCACUCUCUACUUCAGCUCUGCCGUUCAAAAGCAGUACUUGGAGAAGUACGGCUUAGGCCAGAUUAUACCUGUUGCAGCAAAUGAUGUUGCUUUCUCUAUUCAUGCUGUUUUACUGACAGCAAUUACCCUGUACCAAAUUGCAAUCUAUGAACGUGGAAAUCAGAAGGUCUCCAAGAUUUCCAUUGGAAUUGUUGCUGCCGUGUGGUUAGGUGCUGCAGUUUGUGUUUUCUUAGCUUUGCCAAGUCAUUCUUGGCUUUGGUUGAUUUCCAUUUUCAACUCGAUUCAAGUUUUUAUGACAGUCAUCGAAUAUAUUCCCCAGGCGGUCAUGAACUUUCUGCGAAAGAGCACAGAUGGAUUCAGUAUUGGCAACAUUUUACUUGAUUUUUCCGGAGGGGUGGCAAAUUAUGCACAAGUGGCUGUGCAAUCUAUACGUUCUUGGGUGAACUUCUAUGGACAUAUAGGGAAGACACUGCUGUCCUUGAUAUCUAUCUUCUUUGACCUUCUAUUCAUGGAUCAACAUUACGUGCUGUAUUGUGGCAAGAGAACAGUGAUCACCCCUAAAAUCAUCAGCAAGGAGAGCUCGGAGCCACUCGUCAAGUCAUCUGAUGACCCAGUUUCGGAAAAUGUAUAAAGCUUUUGGCUUGGCUCUCAAGAUGUAUGAUAGAUAUUAGCUUACAUCGUCGGUGUGAGAAUUAGCAAACUUUUUGUGUUUCUGCAGGUUAUUUUACAUAAAAGCAUGUUGUAUCACGUUGUGUACAGGGAAGAAGAAGAAAACAUUUAUUUGGAGCAUUAAAAGUAGGCAGCAGUGUAUGAAGAACAUUGAGUAAUUAAAGUAUAUGUUUGCAUACCACUUUUA
This is a messenger RNA of Prunus mume (Japanese apricot), 897 nucleotides long. The record is from RefSeq and is a predicted model, not a curated record. Lineage: Eukaryota; Viridiplantae; Streptophyta; Magnoliopsida; Rosales; Rosaceae.